Gilbertella persicaria is the source of this 1653-nucleotide messenger RNA. RefSeq names its product Sodium/sulfate symporter. Gene Ontology annotation, biological process: transmembrane transport. The record is from RefSeq and is a predicted model, not a curated record. Gene Ontology annotation, molecular function: transmembrane transporter activity. Gene Ontology annotation, cellular component: plasma membrane. Lineage: Eukaryota; Fungi; Mucoromycota; Mucoromycetes; Mucorales; Choanephoraceae. The transcript has 7 exons. Bases 1 to 1653 code for a protein of 550 amino acids.
AUGAAGAGUCAAUAUCAAAGCAUAAAUACAGAUCAACAAAGAUUACCAGAUGAAGAUACUCGUUUAGUGCCUUCAAAUACCCCACUAGAAAGCCAUAGCAAAAAAUAUCAAGCAUUACAUAUAUUUCAAUUAUUACCAUCAAUUUUACUUGGAUCUAUAAUAUGGUUUGGAGUCACUCCUACAGAAGAACUCACAGUGACAUCCAUACGAUUACUGGCGGUAUUUAUCAGUUGCAUUGUUGCCCUGAUUACUACGUCAGUUGAUAUAUCAGUACUUGUCUUGACCGCACUCGCCUUAUUAUCGCUCACCCAUUCUUUCCAAUGUGAAGAUCAUGCCACGGGUUCAAGCAUUGAAUGUCGUCUCUGUGGUGAAAUGGACCCCUUAACAGGAGAUCUAUAUGACUGUAAGGGAGGAAAAGAAGCCUUUCAUCAUUCACUUGAGGGAUUUUCGAGUUCGGUCGUUUGGUUGAUCUUUGCUGCUUUCCAUUUGGGAAAGGCAGUUGAAGUGACUGGGCUUGGAAAACGCAUCUCCCUGUUCAUGAUCCGCUCAUUUGGUAACCGUAUCAUAGGAUUAGCUUAUGCUGUCUUGAUCUCAGAAUUGUUUUUGGCUCCCUUUGUGCCUAGUAAUACCGCUCGAGGAGGCGGUAUUGUCUUGCCUGUAGUUCAGUCCAUUGCUACCAGUCUUGGUUCUCUGCCUUCUCAGAAUCCAAAAAUAGGUGGGUUCUUGAUGCUUGUAGGUGCCCAUGCAAACCUUUUAUCGGCUUCCAUGUAUUUAACAGGCAUGGCACCUAACCCUAUUGUCUUGGCAAAAGCAAACUUGUUAUACCCUGAAUUACAGUUUAAUUUUAUGACUUGGAUCACUGGAAGUUGUGUUCCUGCAUUAGUGUGUGCUGCUCUUUUACCUUUAUUGUUGGCUUGGUCCUGUGGCAUAUUUAAACAAAAGGCGCAAGAGGAAGAAGAAGGACAACAAAUGAAAAUCAAUGGGGAAGAUGUGAUCAAUCAUGCUAGUAAACAACUUGCCGAGAUGGGCUCCAUGUCUCAUAAGGAAUUGCAACUCUGCAUGGUUCUUUUCGCUUGUUUGAUUUUAUGGAUCACUUCUGGCUAUACAUUCAUUGACGCUACACUGGUUGCUUUGAUUGGUAUUGUUGCUUUAUUACAUAUGGGGACCAUCUGUUGGAAAGAUGUUUCCAAUAACACAAAUGCUUGGGAAACACUGUUCUGGUUAGGAGGUUUUGUUACGAUGGCAAACCAACUGUCUGAGUCAGGUGCAUCUCAAUUCUUGGGUCAUCAAAUUUCCUCGGCCAUCACCCACCUCAAACUACCACCUGUGCCUGCGUUAAGCAUUGCCUAUUUCCUCACGACAUUCAUGUUCUCCUCUCUCAGUGCACAUACAGUUGCGUUUGUUGCUACCUUCUUGGAUGCCAGUCAUGCAUUAGGCGCAAACCCAAUGAUAAUGACAUGCUUAUUAGCUUAUUUUGGUGCACUUGGUGGCUGUAUGACCAAUUUCUCUACUGGAAGUUCAGCCAUGUAUUUUGCUCCUGGUUAUGUCAAGCGUUCUACUUGGUUUAUCGUGGGAUUUCAACUGACUUUAUUCUAUCUCGUCAUCUACUUUACUGUGGGUAUGGGAUGGUGGAAAGUAUUAGGUUGGACUUAA